Molecule: messenger RNA, 2488 nt
Organism: Cladophialophora immunda
Lineage: Eukaryota; Fungi; Ascomycota; Eurotiomycetes; Chaetothyriales; Herpotrichiellaceae
Exons: 10
Coding region: 606-2267 (553 amino acids)
Biological process (GO): transmembrane transport; carbohydrate transport
Cellular component (GO): membrane
Molecular function (GO): carbohydrate:proton symporter activity
Source: RefSeq, a predicted model, not a curated record
UGCCUGUCUUGCUGUCUUAGCCAUGCUGCAUCCCGCUUCAACUAUGCCAUCGCUGCUGUCGCAUGACGGUGUGUAUCUUGGCAGCUGGUCGGAUCGACAGCUCAUCUCCCUUUCCGCCUCUGCUACUCCCUCUGUCAAUGGAAAUGCUGUUACAUCGAGCUGACAAGGCUUCUCCUGAUAGGCUGCCCAGCUCCUGUCACCUCCCUUGCUCGGGCGCUCCUCCAGAGAACAUGUCGCAUCAUGUUGCACCCGACCCCCGCAAGUUGAACGUCUUGUGCUGCACAACGAGAAUCUAACCCCUUGGCGUCCGCUCGGUUUUCUCCGUGGAUUUGCCAGAUCUGGCAUCAGGGAGGGCGUCGCCAUGGCGCCGCGACGAAGGGCUUCAGUGUCAGCAAGGUUUUCUGAAGCAAUUCCAAGCCAGUACCCGACCCGUCGGAUGAAGGGGCCAGUGUCUUGGUGGACGGGCUUGGUAUAUUUAAGAUGGACAGACUCGCCCAUCGUCCUCGACCGGAUCGGUCAAGCCAGUGCGAUCUCACGAAUCCAUUGCUAUUUCUCCUCGAAGUACCUCUCGAUUUACCGCUUGAACCUGCCGGAAUAUUGCCAACAUGGGUGGUGGUGGAGGUAAACCUUUGAAUAUCUUCCGCAUGGGGAACUCUCUGGCAGAUGAACCCAAGGAAGUUCUAAAUUGGAGGCUUUGGUUUGCUGUUGUCUCGUUUGGCAUUAUGGGUGCUGCUCGUGGCGUAGAUGAAGGGCUGAUCAGCGGUACCUUUAACACGGAUGAUUUCCAGCAGCUUCUGGGCUUCGACAAACUUGAUAAAGAUCAAUAUGCAAAUGUCAAGGGCAACGUCUCUGCAAUGGUCCAGAUUGGGAGUGUGGGUGGUGCCCUGUUGGCCUUUGUUCUCGCGGACCGUAUCGGUCGUCUCUGGGCUACGCGACAAUUGUGUAUUCUCUGGAUUCUUGGAAUCGUCAUCUUCAUGACCAACAACGGGCGAUUGGGACAAGUAUAUGCUGGCCGCUUCAUCGCGGGACUCGGAAUCGGCCAGACCACUGUCAUUGCACCUGUCUACCUUUCCGAAAUUUCACCCAGGGCCGUGCGAGGCCUCUGCACUUGCGUCUUCUCAGGCUCGGUAUACAUUGGCAUCAUGCUUGCAUAUUUCUCGACUUGGGGAAGCAGCCUCCACAUCGAUCAAAACAAGCCCAGCUCCUGGAUGGUGCCGACAUCCCUUCACCUCAUGUUUGCCGGUCUCAUCUUCAUCCUAUCGUGGUUCAACAACGAGUCACCUCGGUUCCUGAUCAAGAAAGGCCAAAUAGACCAUGCAGUAGCCAAUCUGGCCAAGAUUCGAGGCCUCGCCGCCGACGAUGAAUAUAUCACGGCAGAGAUCAACGGGAUCAAGCAUCAACUGAAUGAAGAGCAGGAAGCAACUAUGGGACAGGGCUUUUUAGGCAUCCUUCGAGAGAUGUUCUGCAUGCCCAACAACUUUUACCGCAUCUAUCUGGGCCUUGGAACCCAGUUGCUAGGUCAAUGGUCAGGUGCUCAAAGUAUCACUAUAUAUGCUCCGGAUAUGUUUGCGCUCCUCGGCACCAAGGGCGACAAUGAAAAGCUGUACGCCACGGCCAUCUUUGGGGUAGUAAAGUUCGUCGCAUCGAUCUUCUGUGCCUUGUUCCUGGUCGACGUUAUUGGCCGAAAGAGAUCGUUGUCCGUCGGCAUCACCCUUCAGGCAAUUUCGAUGUGCUACAUUGCAGCCUUCUUGACCGCUGUGCCCAACAUCGACGAUGACACAGUCUUUACCGCUUCUCAGAAACAUGCUUCCACAGGCGGUAUUGUCAUGAUAUAUAUUUCGGGUGUCGGUUGGGCGCUCGGCUGGAAUAGCAUUCAGUACUUGCUGAAUGCUGAGAUCUAUCCUCUCAGAAUUCGUGCCGUCAGCAGCUCACUCGUAAUGUGCUUUCACUUUGUCAACCAAUAUGGCAAUUCGCGCGCGGUGCCCAACAUGCUCCUCGAUCUCAGCCCUAAGGGAACAUUCUGGUUCUUCACAGCGAUCACAAUCCUCGGUGGCAUCUGGGCUUGGUUCUUCAUCCCAGAGACGAGUGGUCGGAGUCUCGAAGGCAUGGAUGCGUUGUUCCGCCUUCCUUGGUACAAGAUUGGAAGAUAUGGACAACGGGAAGCUGAUGUUAGUGAUCAAUUGGCGCGAGAGAGGGUGUUGGAAGAGAAGGCGGCCGUUGGGGGAAGUGCAGCGGAGGUGGAGGUGGUUCAGCAGGAAAAGGUGUAAAACCGCUUUCGGAAGAAAGCUCAGUGGUAUCAACAGAAGAAUGGUCCUUCGGCAGCAAGAUGUCUAUGAGCUGCAUUUAGAGAUUUGCCUGCUUGUGAUCGUCUGAUUCUGUGAGGGAGAAAUUGGUACUGUGGUUGGUAGUUCGAGUACGAGCAUUGGAUGCUGGCUGAGUCUUUUGAGUGAGAGAGCGUGGUGAAUACGAAUGAAAUUUGCGGAACCAU